Naumovozyma dairenensis CBS 421 is the source of this 471-nucleotide messenger RNA. It is a transcript of the gene EGD1, whose product is annotated as Egd1p. The transcript has a single exon. Gene Ontology annotation, cellular component: nascent polypeptide-associated complex; cytosol. Lineage: Eukaryota; Fungi; Ascomycota; Saccharomycetes; Saccharomycetales; Saccharomycetaceae. The record is from RefSeq and is a predicted model, not a curated record. Bases 1 to 471 code for a protein of 156 amino acids.
AUGCCAAUUGACCAAGAAAAACUAGCCAAAUUACAAAAGCUAUCUGCUAACAAUAAAGUUGGUGGUACCAGAAGAAAGUUCUCUAAAAAAUCUACUUCUUCAGUCAGUGGUGCCAACAAGGAUGACACCAAAUUGCAUGCUCAAUUAGCUAAGAUGAACGCUGUCACCGUUGACAAUGUUGCUGAAGCCAACUUCUUCAGAGAAGAUGGUUCUGUCAUGCAUUUCAACAGAGUUGGUGUUCAAGUUGCUCCACAACAUAACACUUCUGUCUUCUACGGUUUACCACAAGAAAAGAAAUUGCAAGAAUUGUUCCCAGCCGUUCUUCCUCAAUUAGGUGCUGAAGCUAUUCAAGCUUUGAACCAAUUGACUUCUCAAUUGAAGGAACAUGAAGAAAAGCAAGCUAAGAAUGAUGGUGAAACUGCCAGUGAAGCUGUUCCAGAUUUGACUGCUGAACAACCAGACGUUGAAUAA